Brettanomyces nanus is the source of this 1980-nucleotide messenger RNA. It is a transcript of the gene CBK1, whose product is annotated as Serine/threonine-protein kinase. The transcript has a single exon. Bases 1 to 1980 code for a protein of 659 amino acids. Gene Ontology annotation, biological process: intracellular signal transduction; peptidyl-serine phosphorylation. NCBI's taxonomy places the organism in Eukaryota, Fungi, Ascomycota, Pichiomycetes, Pichiales, Pichiaceae. The record is from RefSeq and is a predicted model, not a curated record. Gene Ontology annotation, molecular function: protein serine/threonine kinase activity; ATP binding.
AUGUCAGAAAUGGAUACCAAUCCGGAUUAUGAUGCUCGUGAACUGCCUAAGUAUAAUGAUCUUCAACAGCCAAACACUCCUUUUGGUGCUGGUUAUAUGAGACAGCAGAGCUCGCAGACUGAUUUGCGUCAGGGUAUGGAAUCUCCUUCCAAGUACAAUUAUGAGCCUCCGUUGAGUCCAUCAAGGAGCGUUCAAUCGAAUGGUUCUUUUGGAUCUCUUGCUAGGCCGUACGGGAGUGGGAGUGGGAAUGGGAGCAGUUUGUCCUUGCAGCAGCAGCAGCAGCAGCAACAACAACAACAGCAGCAGCAACAACAACCACCACCUCAACAACAACCACCACCUCAACAACAAUAUCACCAGUACCAACAAACUUAUCAGUCGCAACCACCACCGCAACAACAGCAACAGACGUAUCAGCCGCGGCCACAACCCCAACUGAAACCACCACCGCAACAACAGCCUCAACAUCAACAACCCCAGCAACCCCAGCAACAGCCUCAACAACCCCAGGAACCCCAGCAACCACAGCAACAGCAACAACAACCACCUCGAAAAGACUAUGUAUACUUUGAAAGACACCCAGAAUGGUUUUCAAGAUCUUCCCAAGAUAGAGCAGCAGCAGUUAAACUAACCUUGGAACACUACUACAAAACAGCCAUUGAACAUGCUAUAGAGAGAAACCAACGAAGAAUUCAGAUUGAGCAAAAACUGAAUGGUGAGAUCUCUGCGGAGAGACGAAACAGAGAGACACAACUGUUUAGUAAGAACGAGUCACAGUAUUUAAGACUCAGAAGAACUCGGCUUGCGUUAGAGGAUUUCCAUACAGUUAAAGUAAUCGGUAAAGGAGCAUUUGGAGAAGUUCGAUUGGUUCAGAAACGGGAUACCGGUAAGAUCUAUGCUAUGAAGACAUUGCUAAAGAGUGAGAUGUAUAAAAAGGAUCAACUUGCUCAUGUUAAAGCAGAAAGAGACGUUCUAGCAGAUGCUAAUUCUCCAUGGGUUGUUUCAUUGUACUAUUCAUUCCAAGAUCCACUUUAUUUGUAUCUUAUUAUGGAGUUCUUACCAGGUGGAGACUUGAUGACAAUGCUUAUUAAAUGGCAGAUCUUUACUGAGGAUGUAACCCGGUUCUAUAUUGCCGAGUGUGUUCUUGCCAUUGAAGCCAUUCAUAAAUUAGGAUUUAUUCAUAGAGAUAUUAAGCCAGACAAUAUUUUGAUUGACCGUCGUGGUCAUAUCAAGAUGUCAGACUUUGGACUAUCGACAGGGUUCCAUAAGACCCACGACUCCAACUAUUACAAGAAAUUGCUUGAUCAGGAACCUAAUAAGGGAGGAUCAUCACGUAAUUCGGUAACGGUAGAUCCAAUCAACCUGACCAUGUCAAAUAGGCAACAGAUGCAGACAUGGCGUAAGUCUCGUCGUCUCAUGGCCUAUUCUACAGUGGGAACACCAGAUUACAUCGCCCCGGAGAUAUUUGUAAAUAAGGGUUACGGACAAGAAUGUGAUUGGUGGUCAUUAGGAGCCAUCAUGUUUGAAUGUCUUGUUGGAUGGCCACCGUUCUGCUCGGAAACACCUGCAGAAACUUACAGGAAGAUUAUGAACUGGCGAGAAACUCUUCAAUUCCCAGAGGACGUACAUCUCAGCCCGGAAGCAGAAGAUCUCAUCUUACGACUAUUGAAGGAUGGAGACCACCGUUUGGGGUCUCAUGGUGCAGAAGAUAUUAAGAGGCAUCCAUUUUUUAGGGGUGUUAAUUGGGAGGAAAUUAGGCAGGUAGAGGCACCAUUCAUUCCUAAAUUAAGAUCCAUUACUGAUACAAGAUUCUUCCCUACGGACGAAUUAGAAAACGUUCCAGAUUCACCGGCUUUGGCCCAGGCAGAAAAGGAAAGAGAAAAAUUAAAGAGAGAGGGUCUGGAGACCAAGGCAGACUUACCGUUUAUUGGGUAUACAUUUAGUCGGUUUGAGUAUUUGACUAGGUCGAAUGCGUUGUAG